Messenger RNA from Aegilops tauschii subsp. strangulata, 1135 nucleotides. RefSeq lists its product as uncharacterized. The record is from RefSeq and is a predicted model, not a curated record. Gene Ontology annotation, cellular component: mitochondrial inner membrane. Gene Ontology annotation, biological process: intracellular monoatomic cation homeostasis. NCBI's taxonomy places the organism in Eukaryota, Viridiplantae, Streptophyta, Magnoliopsida, Poales, Poaceae.
CACCAACCAUUCCGUGUUCUUGAAAAAAAAAAGAAACACACCAACCAUUCCCCCUCCUCUAUCGCACGCAACCCCAGAUGCGAUCUCCCUUGCGGCUCUCCCCCAUCCCCGCCGUCGCCGUCGCCGGUGCCCGGCCGGCUCCUUCCUUCCUCGCCGCCGCACCCAGCCACUCCUCCCACUCCCCGCCCCCUCGCCGCCGCUUUCUUCUGCGUUGGAGACUUUGCAGCCCCAUGCCCGAGUCCAAGAUGCAAACUUUAUCCCCUCCUCCGGCACGGCGCCGGCCUUCCUCCCCGCCGCACGCGUAGCCCCUCUCCUCUUCCUUGCCUCCCCGCCCCCGCUUCCGCCGAUGGCCCCUUAGCAUCACCGCGGAUCCAGCUUUCCCCCCCUCCCCCGGGCCGGCGCCGACGCUGGCGACGGCGGCUCCAGCCGUCCUCUCCAGCGCACACCUAGCCGCUCCUACUCCUUCUCCUCCCCGCCACCGCUUCCGCCGAUGACGUCCCCAAGUCCGCCGCCGCAGCCUACACGCGCCGGAGAUCCACAGCUACGAGACUGGUUGGAUCUAUCACUUAAUGAUGCUGCGCCAUCUUCUCUGCUCAUACUUUCAAGAGCUUUUACCCUGGCUGGGAGAAUGAAACCCGUGGAUGCUGUUGUAGCAACAGUGUCUUCUUUGCCAGAUGAAGUUGUGGAUACAAUUGGGACAAUAUUGCCAUCUGAAGAUUCAGUUUCUCAGAGGAGGAGGAAACUGGAAUUCCUUGAGAUGCAGGAAGAACUUAUCAAGGUGUGUAACAGAUAGAUUGUAGUAUUGUUUUUUUUAUAUAUAGGUUAUCCAUACUGAAAAAUUGCAUAAGUACGCAAUUUAUCUGUUACAUCGUUUGUCAAUGCAACCAUGAUACUUGGCAUAAGUACGAAACCCACACAGGUAGCACGUGUGGUAAGCUAACACAUGAAUGCUCUCUUUGAGCCCGUGCUUAAUAUUUGUAUUCUUAGCGGCGGGCAUGUACUGUCUCCUUAUUUUAUUAGAUUGUUUGUCUCUUGUUAAUUCAGAAACUCAUUUAUCUGAUGUGCCUUUUUUUGACACCCCAUGGUAACAUAUGUACUCUGCGUUGCCUCAGAUUUUGAAAUGUGUUUAAUAUCC